Messenger RNA from Drosophila innubila, 1251 nucleotides. RefSeq lists its product as uncharacterized. Lineage: Eukaryota; Metazoa; Arthropoda; Insecta; Diptera; Drosophilidae. The transcript is spliced from 2 exons. Bases 23 to 862 code for a protein of 279 amino acids. The record is from RefSeq and is a predicted model, not a curated record.
AAUAAAAAUCAGUAAUAAAUACAUGAAAAUGGCAUUCCGUUUUACGUCCUUUAUCGCGUUCGGUUGUUUGCUGUUGCUGGCGUCGUCUGUUCAGGGAGCUGCCAUUGAUAAUGCGGUGACACCUCGCAUUCACAGCUCCGAUGAGCUAAUCUCGACAAUUGUGGAUAAGUGUUUCCAUGCCAAUGCCAUGCAUUGUUUGAAGGAGAAGGUGUUGACCUAUCUGGACACGGUCGCCAAUGUGGAGGAGGAGGUCAGUGGUCGUGCCUUCGAUGAUGAGGUCAUCGACAAGGUCAUCGUCGAUCGUCUUGCCCGCAUUCUUCGCACCAACGAGGUGCGCGUCCAGCUGCCUGAGACAUUCUUUGCCAGCUCCGUGAUGACUUAUCGUGCUGAUCGCGGUUUCGACUUGGAGCUGCCCAAAGACGAAGGCCGUGCUGAGAAGAAGAACAAGGACAAACUCUUUCUGCCUCUUCUGCUGCUGAUGAAGUUCAAGCUGAAGGUUGUCAUGCCAAUUCUGCUGGCCCUGGUCAGUCUGAAGGCCACCAAGGCAUUGAUCUUGUCCAAGAUUGCCAUUAAGCUGGUGCUCGGCUUCCUCAUCUACAAUCUCAUCCAGAAAUUGGGCGGCAUGAAGAUGAACAUGGUGCCCAUGCCAGCUCCCAUGCCAGCCGCUGAAUACGGUGUGCCCAGCACCACGGCCUCCUCCUACGAUCCCAGCAGCUGGGAGCCAAUGAGCGGUGGCCCAUACGCCCGCUGGGACUCCCAGAACUUGGCCUAUAGCUCAUACCAUCCCAGCAGCUCUUCGUCAUACUCCUCGUCGUCGUCCCCCUCUUCGGGCACCUCGUCCAGCUACAGCUCCUCUUCUUAGAUUGGACGCCAAGCACUCGUAUUGCCGUUGUUAAUGUACAUACCAAGGAACUGAGUGACCCACCCACUUUUCUAGCGAAACGGGGGGCGUGGCACUCGCAGUUAGCAGACCAAAUGGAACCGGAACAUGCCUAGGCCAUAUAUUUAGUUCUUAAGUUUAAGCGCGCGAUUUUUAGCCAUUCCAUCAAUCUCUUGUACUCCACACACUUUUCUAGAGUUUUCCCGAGCUUUCACUAUCGACUAUCCUUUACUGCUUUGCCUCCUCUCUAUCCGCAUUUUUCCCGCUAACGUCUAUCUCUUACAGAAAUCGACCAAAAACAAGCUAUCUAAUUGAAUUUAUUUAUUUAAUUUAUUAAAAAAUUGCAAAAAUUUAAAUUAAAUUGAAAUUAA